GAGGGUCACUCCCACUUUUUUUAUCAUCGUGAUGGGUUCUAUCAGUUAUAUUUUAUUGAACUUUUUGGUUUUAUGUUAUUUCGGGAAAGUAUAUUGUGGAGUACCUGUUUUUAUAUGGGAGUCAAGUGCUAUAACUGAAAAAGAAGAUGUCGUUCCUGCCCUUUCCCAACUGGAUGUGGACGAGUUCACAAAUCAUCUGGUUAAAAAAAUUCACAUUCAUAAACCAUUGAUUGUAGUAUUUCUUGAAGAAACAUUAUCUGUUGAAGAUUUUAGUUGGAAGGAUAAUCGCUACAAAGGUUCUUUUCCACAGUUAAAAAAUAUUUCUAGCAUGUCAGCUAAAUUAGAGUUCAUUCCUUCAGUUGAUGAUCCUAUGACAUCUUUGAGAGAGCUGAUUGUUAGUCAUGAUUAUGUAUGGAAAAAGUAUGAUGGUGUAAAAUUACCCAUUGAAUCAGGAAUAAUACUUGUUGUCAAAAUGAAAGAUCCCUUGAAUUUUGAAGACCGACCUCAAAUGCUCAGAAGACAUGACGGAAACAUUGCUGAAAUCUACAGUCAGCUAUUAGCUAAACAUAGUAGGAUCAUUGCAAUAUUUACUGGAAAACAAAGCUCAUGGGUUGAAUUUGAAAGCAACCGUGUUAAAAGACAACUUUUUCCUGAAGGUUCAUAUAACUUUCUGGUUGGUGAUAUACUGUUGCAUACUUUAAGUCCUCCAGUUCUGUAUGAUGGAAUUAAUAACAUCACUUUAUCUAGCAUUCCUGUUCUUGUUUACGAUAAUAGAUCUACUACAACUAGAUUCUCUAGAAUGAUUUUGAAGUAUACCCUAAAUAAUUCUGAUGGUUCUUCUGGGAAAAUAGUUUUACGAUUGAAGUUCCCUAAAAAUGAAGGACGUUGGUCACUCAGUGAAAUUGAAUAUGAAGAUAAUAGUGGUAAGUCCUUCCACUUGUUGCCAGCAAUGAAUUAUCCAUUAGGAGAGGAGAUAGGUUCUGCUGUGCAUUCAACUACACCAGUGAUAUUUCAAUAUACUGAUCCUAAUGGUAUACGUAACAUUUCACUUGUCUUCAAUGAUAUGCUUGUUGAAGCUUAUAACCUCUCAGGUUUUUAUCCACCUACUUUACUUUCUGGUAAAAGAGCAACAACCAGCCAAGGCCCACCAUAUUUUACAGAAGCUAUCUGGUCCGGCCUGAUUGUCACCUUUAUUCUUGGCAUUAUACUUGCCUGGGGUAUUACAAUGCUUCUUGAUAUUAGAACAAUGGAUAGGUUUGAUGACCCUAAAGGAAAAACCAUUUCUGUCUCUGCUAUUGAGUAGAAAGUUUUAGGUUAAAAUAUUGAAGUUGGUGAAAUCUUGAAAUACUAGGUGUCACAGUAAUUAAAAAAAACGAUGAACUUUACAUUCCAAACUCGCCCAAUUACUUUUUAUUAUUUUAACAGUUGGCCGUGGUGGGUAUCGUAAUAUGAUUCUAAUUGUUAAUAAAUGUAUUUGAAGAAUUUUACUUCUUGUUAAAUGUUGUUACCUGUGAAUUUUAAUGUAAAUAGUUCUUAUCUUAAGUUUAAUUGUGUUUUUAGUUUUAAUAUAUUGUAAAUUAAUUGUUCUGUAUAUGUUUCCCUCCCUCUUCUCAAAAUUUUAUUAGGAAGCUAAAAUUAUUUAUACAUGCAUAAUUAGUUAUUUGAUCCAAGGUAUUUGAAUUUUUAGUUUAAUUGUAUUUUGUUAGAAAUUUGUAUAAUUGAUAGGAAUAGUUAAGCAGUCACAAUUGAUACUUGAUAUUUUUAAAACCUAGAAGAGUGAUUGAACAUUUCAUUUUAAAUUCAUUCGUAUUAUACAAGAAAAACAGCAAUAUUUGUGUAUUAUAUAGUCCAUUUAGUUUAUAUAAUAUAAAAAUGUAUUACAUAGUUGAUAAUUUUAGAUGCUCGUUUAAUAUUAAAUAUAUGUUAAUGUUUUUCUCCCAUUUUCCUGAACUCUGAUUGUAAAUAUCUAUCAUUGCAAAGGAUUUUGAAUUCUGUAAUGCUAUACAGUUAAUUUAUUACACUCAAGCAGUCCUAUUAUUUAUAGAUUUAUUGGAUUUUGUCAGUUAUGGUAAUUGGUAUUUGUCAAACAAUAAAUUUAUGUUAUUGUCUACUUUUAAUA
This is a messenger RNA of Nezara viridula (southern green stink bug), 2119 nucleotides long. The record is from the annotation of a GenBank genome assembly. Lineage: Eukaryota; Metazoa; Arthropoda; Insecta; Hemiptera; Pentatomidae.